GCGCUGAGCUGAAAAAUCAUUCACGCCUCAAACACGAAUCAGUGAUCAUCCUUCCUAUCUCCUUAAUUUACAAAAACACAUUAUGAGAUCGUUCGUGGUCCUCUCGGCGCUGGUGGCGGUGGCGCUGGCGGCGCCGCAGUUCCAGCAGUACAGCCCGCAGGGGCAGGUCAUCCCCAUCGUGCGCCAGCAGCAGGAGGUCAACUUCGACGGCUCCUACCAGUACAGCUACGAGACGGGCAACGGCAUCGCGGCGCAGGAGCAGGGCUACCUCAAGAACGCCGGCGUGAAGGACCAGGAGGCGCAGGUCGCGCAGGGCUCCUACUCCUACACCUCGCCCGAGGGCAUCCCCAUCACGCUCACCUACACCGCUGAUGAGAACGGUUUCCAGGCCCAAGGCGCGCACCUCCCCACCCCGCCCCCCAUCCCGGAGGCCAUCCAGCGCGCGCUCCAGUACAUUGCCUCUCAGCCGCCGCAGCCGCAGCAGUACCAGCCAGCCCAGCCCUUCCAGCAGCCCUUCCGUGGAUAAAUGGAAUCUACCGCCCUAAAGUUCAAACGGCUUAAAUGAUACAAUGCAGGCUGGCUGGAAAGAAAAUGAGGUCGAAUAGCGCUGACAAGAAAAAGAAAAAAUAUUGAAAAGUUUUUCGCUUCGUUUUUAGAUUUAAAUUCUUCCUCCUUUUUUACUUCUCUAUGUUUCGAUGUUUUUUUCCUUCGUAGUAUCUAGUAGGUAUAUAUUGUUUUACCUUCUCGUUUCGUACUUUUCUUGUAUUUUUUUCAUUCUUACGAUAUUGUAUGAAAUAUGCUGUUACGAGUAUUGUAUCAUUUAAAUAGUUAAAGUGGGCUUGAAAGGAACCACCGACCAAAGCGCGAAUUUUUUUAUGAUACUCAAUUCAAUGAUGUCUUGGAAAAUUUAUGUGAGACAAUUCUCAAUAAUAUGAACUAGGCUGAAUGCCAUAAGAUAGCGAUCUGUUACUGUGAUUUUAUUUUAUAUUUAAGAGCUACUACAUAUGAGAAACAAUAAAAACUCAUACUUUAACAUAA
Plutella xylostella (diamondback moth) is the source of this 1038-nucleotide messenger RNA. RefSeq names its product cuticular protein RR-1 motif 32 (gene CPR32). Gene Ontology annotation, molecular function: structural constituent of chitin-based larval cuticle. The record is from RefSeq and is a predicted model, not a curated record. Gene Ontology annotation, cellular component: chitin-based extracellular matrix. NCBI's taxonomy places the organism in Eukaryota, Metazoa, Arthropoda, Insecta, Lepidoptera, Plutellidae.